AUGACUGCUGGAGACAGCUGGCGUAGGACAGUGGAUAUAGGCCACUGGUUGCAGUGCUGCGCCUUUGGUGUCAUCGGCAUGAUCACUUACUCGAAGAGGAUCGGCUUCCUGGGUUUUGGAGAGGACGUCGGUGAUGUGAUGCGGAAUUUAGGCGACUACCUGGCCUACUCCAGCGUCAUUGGCGUGUAUUUGUGGUUGCAUCUCAUCCUCUUCGGGAAACACUCGGAGGACCCGUCCGUCUUCACCUCGUACCACCUUCUCUCGGGAUGUGACCCAUAUCACGUUUCGCAGGGCCAGAAAAUGCCGUAUCUUCAAGCGGUCCUGAGGGAGGCGCUGCGCGUGCAUCCAGCCACUGGUUUGCCUCUUGGAAGCGUGGUCCCGAAGGACCGCUUGGCCAUCAACGAAGUAGCUUUUUCUGAAGGGGCAAGAACUAACAGCUGGGUUGAGCACGGCGACAAGACGAUAUUCAGCGACUCUUACCCGCGCAAGGGGGGGGUCGAGGAGCGGUACCUGGACCGCCCAGAGAGAUGGCCCCAUAUGGACAAGGAAAAGAUAAGUGCCAUGAAUCGGCACUGGAUGCCGGAUUUCUGUGCUGUAGCAGCAUUACCUAGCUGCAUCGGACGGCACAUCUCGAUGCUGGAAAUGUGCAAACUAGUGCCGAGGUUGAUUCGAAACUUUGAUCUCCGGUCAGACAUUCGAGACAACCAACCAGCCAACAGCCCGGAUCAAUCGGCGAUAUGGAUCCAACCUAUUGCAGGUUUCCACACGCGGUCAGCUGGUUCUCGCCACCAAAGGAUUGGCGGUGCCGAGGUGCCAAGUGAAAGGCGGCCAUGA
Chaetomium fimeti is the source of this 834-nucleotide messenger RNA. RefSeq lists its product as uncharacterized. The transcript has 8 exons. Lineage: Eukaryota; Fungi; Ascomycota; Sordariomycetes; Sordariales; Chaetomiaceae. The record is from RefSeq and is a predicted model, not a curated record. The coding region runs from base 1 to 834 and encodes 277 amino acids. Gene Ontology annotation, molecular function: heme binding; monooxygenase activity; oxidoreductase activity, acting on paired donors, with incorporation or reduction of molecular oxygen.